AUGGAAGGGCUGCUGUCCUCCAUGGAGCUUGGCUUUGGGCUGAUCCUGAGGGAGCUGAGUGCGGUCCUGGUGGUGCUGCUGCGCGAUGGCCUGUGUUCUCAGUUCAUGUUCCAGAGCCUCCAGCGGGGAAGCCGCAGUUGGCAGUUGGUCUUAGCAGCCAGCGGUUUCGACGCGCGGCAGCUCUUCCGAGGCGGCUGCUGCGGAGGCGGUGGCUGCAGCGCGGUACCUCCGGGAGGCGCGGCGUCGGCCGAGCGGCGGCCGCGAAGCGUUGAGCCCAGCGCGGCGGCGACGGCGGCGACGGGCGCGGGCCCCGAGCUGGUCCGCGGGCAGGUGUUAGACGUGGGGCCGCGCUCCAGCAGCCUCAACCGCGAGGGCUCCUACCGCGUGGUGUGGCUUAUUCAGUGUGAUAGAAGUCACUGUUAUGAAAGCUAUGAAAAGCAGCGGGCUGAAACACUGGCUGCCCAGAUCGAAGUGAAGUGCCACCUCAUCGACCAGCUAUAUGCGGCUAAACAGGAGUGUGCCAGCAUGGAGACGACUUUAAAGUAUGCUGGGCUAGAGAAGGAGCCAGUAAACGUACGCAGCCUCGCUAACGCUUACAGACAGUUGAUGACGGUCAACCUGAAUUCAAGGAAGGAAAUCAGUUUUCUCAUUGAAGAACUGAGGAAAGAGAGAUCCCUGCAGUCUAUUCAAGCAGAGGUGGCGGAGAUGCUGAAAGGGCGCACGUUCCUGGAGGAGGUCACGAGAAUCAGCACAUCACAAGGGGCUGUUACAAACCAGCCAGGGGACCGAGCACCAAGUCCUGCUGGUCCCUUUCCCAGGAGUGGGCCCUCGUGUUAAACCUGUGCUGUGCCCUCACUCCACUCAGACCUCCCAAGCUGCCUCUGCCCUUGGACCUGGCACAUGCGAAAUUCUGUGUAUGUGUCCCAAGAGAAUGAAAUCUGUUUGCCCCAGUCACGUGGGGCUCCUGGAGGUAAGCCCCCUGGCCUUCAAAACCACAUGUCCUGGGCUCUCCUCUUGCCAACGCUGGACCCCGGGCUGGGGAGCCUGACAUGGGGCUCAGCGCUCUCAGUCCUGUGGGAGGGCCUCUGUGACUUAAUUACUCUUAAGCUUGUGGGUCACACACCCAGGCGGUUUGGGGCCUGAUUCUACUGUGAGCAUGCCCUCCUACUGUCCCCUGCAGGUCUCUCUCUAUAUUUCUAAUUGAAGAUCUUUUUUGCUAGGUUACAGUCUUUUUUGUCAAUGGUUGUUUAGCAGUCAUUGUGGUUUUUUUUAGUCGUGAGAAGAGGUGAAUUCGUGGUCCUACGACUCUUCCAUCUUGACCCUCCCCGAUACUCUAUUUUCUUUUAGCCAGACAUACAGAGCUGUGAUGUAGAUCAGGUAUAACCAGUACUUUCCCACCCCACCCAGGCUUUGACUUUUUAAACAUGGGACCCAGUGCCUGACUCGGGUGCCCAGUAGUCCCUGAUAUACUGUGCUUGGGAAAAAGCCUGUUUUUUCAUAGUGUGAAAUAACAAGACAAUUCCUUACCCUGUAUAUGUGUUUGGUUAGAAUCUUACUCCAUUGCAUCUCCAAGGACUCCCAGAUCCCUUUCUCCUCUUCAUCCUAACCCAGGGUCCUUAGCUUGCACCAUAAUACCUGACUAGCUAGUUCUCCAGCUUCAAGUCUCCCCUCUUACACCAUCAUUCACAAGUGCCUCAUGAUGGCCUUUCAGAAAAGCCUAUCUGAGUGCACUGCAUCCUGGCCUAGAAGCAUUCCUGUGGCUAAGCAGUGACUGCCCAAUGGAGUCCAAACUCUUCAGCAGGCCCUUAAGACCCUUUGCAAAGAUGGCUUGCCAUCUUCUGAUUCCAUGUCCCUCAGCACUGUAUGUUCUAGCUAUAUCAGAUUUUACCAUCCAUUUCUUGUCACUUUAUUGGUUACUUUUCAAAAUCCAAUUUAAAUAUAAUUCUACAAGUAUAUUUAAUCAUUCCUUUUCUGUGUUUCUAUAGUAUCUUAUUUAUAUAACUAAAAAAAUACCUUUAUACUGGGUAGUGGUUACUCAGAUAUCUAUCAGUUCUCUACUAGUCUAUAAACUAUGAAGGAAGGGUCUAUGUUUCUAUUUUUUAUUUUCUAUUAAUUUAAUAAAACAGUUGUUGAAUGAUAGGUAUUAGACAUAAUAUCUAUGAGAUUCCUUACUGAUCUAAAUAUCCUAAUUUUUUAUUAUUCAAUUCUAUUUUAGGAACCAAACCACCCUUUAAUUCAUAAGUUGCCUUUCUAGAAAGCAUUUUGGUAAUAAAAGUAUCAGGAAUCUUUAAAAAAUGUCCAUUAAAUCUGAUCCAGUAAUUGUAGUUCUAAUAAUCUAUAUUAAGGAAAUAAUCAAAAAUAUAGUGAAAAAAAAAAGCUAUCAAUAGGAUGUUCUACACAAUAUUUCUUAAGAGCAGGGAAAUUUGGAGUCUAAUUUCUUACCAGAAUCUAAUGACUUACUAAAUUACAGCACAAUCAUAAGAUGGAUUAUUAUCAAACCAUCUUAAACAGUUCUUGAAUUAUAGUAAAUGACAUAGGAAAUGCUCAUGGUAUAACUUUCAAGGAGAAAACAUAUAUAAAAGAGAAUACAGAUGUCCAGUCAAAUGGAAUGUUGAAUUCAUAGGCUGAGCCUUUCUUCUGCUGAAAACACAUAGCAAUGAAUGGGAACAUAAAAGAGAAAAUCAAACCAACACAAUGUGCUUUACAAAAAAUGUUAAUAUCUCUUUGGACCAGAAAUAGCAGAGAAGCCCAAGUUAAUAAAUAAUGUGGAGAUGAGAGGUCACUGGAAUGUGCACAUGGAGGAGAAGGUAAAGAUCUUAGCUUACAUGGAAACUGGUGGGGAAAGAGGUCACACAGCAGGGAAUGGAACUGGUCUCACCACUGGAAACCCAGAGCUGUGACCGGGCUCUAGACUCAUGAAAGGAGGGUGAAAAGAGCUAUGGUCCACACACAGCUGUGUGUCUAGGGCAGCAACAGCAGACAGAUACAUCUUUCCAGGCAUGACCUGAGCCAAGUCGUUCACUAGCUUGCUGACCGAAUCUUCAAUAACUAAACAUGUCCAUAUGGCAGGACUCCCAGGCAGACUAAGUCAAAAUAAUAGAAAAAAUUAAGAGAGUGCAGAUGUGUGGGGUCAGGGUACGGGAGAGAGCAAGGGACAAACAGAUUGACAGGCAUUUUCUGUCAGAACUCCUCAACUCUUCAGUUGUAACACAAAAGCAAUCAUACAUAAUUCAUAAAUGAUUGGAUGUAUAAGGCUAUAUUCCAAUUGAAUUUUAUUUACAAAAAGCUCACAGGCUGUAAACUUCUGACAUCUUCUGACACCUGUUUUAAAUCAACAUUCAAAUACCUUAAAGAAAACUAAUGAGUAGAAACAAAGCAUACAGCUAUUAACAAAUGAAAGAUGAAACAAAAACUAUAGAAAAUCCAAACAGAAUUUUAAUAUAUUUUUAUAAGCGUCAAAGAGAUAAAGGAAAGAUAAUAUUCAAAAAAAGAACAAGAAAUUAUUUUAAAAGUAAACAUAGA
Camelus dromedarius (Arabian camel) is the source of this 3522-nucleotide messenger RNA. RefSeq lists its product as uncharacterized. NCBI's taxonomy places the organism in Eukaryota, Metazoa, Chordata, Mammalia, Artiodactyla, Camelidae. The record is from RefSeq and is a predicted model, not a curated record. The coding region runs from base 1 to 837 and encodes 278 amino acids. The transcript has 3 exons.